Molecule: messenger RNA, 1398 nt
Organism: Patella vulgata (common limpet)
Lineage: Eukaryota; Metazoa; Mollusca; Gastropoda; Patellidae
Product: phosphatidylglycerophosphatase and protein-tyrosine phosphatase 1
Exons: 5
Coding region: 66-617 (183 amino acids)
Biological process (GO): protein dephosphorylation
Molecular function (GO): protein tyrosine/serine/threonine phosphatase activity; phosphatidylinositol-4,5-bisphosphate 5-phosphatase activity; phosphatidylglycerophosphatase activity
Source: RefSeq, a predicted model, not a curated record
UUCUUGACUAUCCAGUCGAAUUGUUUGCAUCACGAGAUUCUUUAUUUUCAUCAACCAAUCUAAUUAUGUUAUCAUCAAUAUUGUCACGAAUUGUGUUUUAUCCUACAUUGGCCUAUAACGGUUUUAUGACAAGAAUCUCCAACAGACAGUGGUACAACAGAAUAGAUGAUACAGUAAUCCUUGGUGCCUUACCCGUUAAAUGGAUUUCAAAACAGUUGAUUGUGGACGAGAAUAUUGGUGGUGUUAUAUCUUUAAAUCAAGAAUUUGAAUUGAAGAGGUUGGUGUAUACACUAGAGGAAUGGAAACAAUUAAACGUUACCCAGCUUAAGAUUCCAACAUUAGAUUAUAUUGGUGCACCAUCGACAGCUGAUUUAAAGAGAGGUGUAGACUUUAUUCUUAAGCACAAAAAAGACCAGAAAAGCGUGUACGUUCAUUGUAAGGCUGGAAGAACGAGGAGCACAACCGUGGUAGCCUGUUACUUGAUGACAGUGAAUAACCUGUCUCCAGAAGAAUCUCUGAAUUUUAUAAAGGAUAAACGACCCCAUGUUGUUCUCAGAGAGCCACAAUAUAAGGCCCUGGAAUCUUAUAAAGAAAUGCUUGAAAACUCAGUAAAAUGAAAUAUUUUACAGGUAGAUACCUGGUCGUCAAAAAUCAAUUUUCCACUGGAAUGAAAAAAGUUAAUAUAAGUGCAUGUUUUGAUUUGUGGAGAUACUAACCAUUGUUCAGCGUGCCCCUGUUCCGUUUAAAACUUUGAUCAAUGCUUCUACAGCGAUUAACUUUCAUCAUUGUCAUCUGUGUGUUACACCAUGAACUCAGAAUUGCGACUGUGUGGUACACCAUGAACUCAAAAUGGCGUCUGUGGACGUGACCAAUGUCAUUUAUAAGCAAAAGUUUGAAAGGCUAGCGAUAUCACCCAAGGUGGAAGCGGACGUAAAACCCUACAAACGAACGAACAAGGCUAGCGUAUGUUUCUUUCCGCUUAGACUUCUUUUUGUGGGGGGCAACGAUCGAUUAUAUUCGAAUUGGUCCCAUAAAUGUUACCAAAGGAAUAACAAAGGGUAUUGGUAUCGAUUAAGCCCAAUUUUCACUAACAUUAAUGGAGUAAGAUAUAAAUGGAUCGAGUGUAACUGCUAUACCAUACCGAGUAAAAUUUGGAUCGUUUUAACCACACUAUUACCACAUUGAGCUCUUGAUCGCCUAAUAUACGCGCGACAGUGCUGAUGGAAUCAUACCCAGUCCUCGUCAAGCGACAUAUCAGUCGAGCAUUUGAGCCGAGCUGCAUUGGACUGAAGCUAUGAGUAGAAAAAUACUAUUUUCAAAAAACUUUAAUGUACAACAUGAUUAAAUUUUUCAGAUUAGGAUGAAAAUAUUGCCUUGUAAUAACAAUUUAUUAAUGAA